This is a messenger RNA of Caenorhabditis elegans, 1300 nucleotides long. RefSeq names its product Prion-like-(Q/N-rich)-domain-bearing protein (gene pqn-57). The transcript is spliced from 3 exons. The record is from RefSeq and is marked reviewed. Lineage: Eukaryota; Metazoa; Nematoda; Chromadorea; Rhabditida; Rhabditidae. The coding region runs from base 90 to 1226 and encodes 378 amino acids.
GGCAUCUAGCUGCGGACUGUACUAGAGUAUAUAAUAGAACAGUUUAACGCAAAAUUCAUCCGAUCACUUGCAUCGCUUCAUAUUCUGAAAUGCGCUUCAUCACACUCGCUGUAUUCUUCGCUUGUGCUCUUGUAGCAUCUAGCAGCGUUCUUCGUGAAAAGAGACAUUGUGGGUGUGCUCAGCCACAACAGAGUCAGUGCUCUUGCCAACAGGUUCAACAAACCCAAUCUUGCUCGUGCCAAUCUGCUCCAGUUCAACAACAAGCACCAUCCUGCUCUUGCGCUCAGCCACAACAAACUCAAACUGUUCAGGUCCAAUCUACUCAAUGUGCUCCAGCUUGCCAACAGAGUUGCAGACAACAAUGUCAAUCUGCUCCAGCCGUGUCCCAAUGCCAACCAAUGUGCCAACAACAGUGCCAGUCUCAAUGCACACCCAUGUACAACCCACCAGCGACGACCACUACAACCCCAGCUCCAGUUGUUCAAUGUCAGCCAAUGUGCCAACAACAAUGUCAAUCUACAUGUGUCCAGCAACAACAGCCAGUGUCCCAAUGUCAACCACAAUGCCAACAGCAAUGUAAUGUUGCCUGUGAUGCUACAACCACCACUACUUCGGCUCCACAAGUGAUUCAUAUUCAACUUGAAAUUCAGCAAGCUCAAGUUCAAUGCCAACCUGCUUGCCAGCAACAGUGCCAGUCAUCUUGCGUCCAGCAACAACAACCAGCUAAACAAUGUGCUUCUUCCUGCAAUACUCAAUGCACAAAUGCUUGCCAGCAAACCGCUCAAGCUACUCAACAAGUCAUUUACGGUCAAAACUCCAACACUCAAAUGUACGAUCCAUACAACAACCAACAACAACAACAAGCUAACUGUGCUCCAGCUUGUCAACCAGCCUGUGACAACUCAUGCAUCCAGCAAACUGCCGCUCCAAUCUACAAUCCAACCACAACUUCAGCUCCACAAGUGGUUCAAAUUGUGCUUCAAGCCUCUGUUGCUCAAUCCUCGCAAUGUGCUCCACAAUGUGAACAGUCUUGCCAACAACAAUGUGUUCAACAACAACAGCCAGUCGCACAGUGCCAAUCUGCUUGCCAAUCUUCAUGCUCAAGCUCUUGCCAAGCAGCUCAACCAGCUACUGUCGCUUGCCAGCAGGCACCACAAAGUAACCAGUGUUCAUGUCAAUCGAACUAUUCUCCAUGUGGGCAAGGACAAUGUUGCCGCAGAAAGUAGAAGAUCAGUGUACUUUUGAAUUUGAUUUUUGUAUAUACUGAAACACACUCGUUUCAAUAAAUAAUUGCAUUUGU